Polyodon spathula (Mississippi paddlefish) is the source of this 2873-nucleotide messenger RNA. RefSeq names its product centrosomal protein 63 (gene cep63). The record is from RefSeq and is a predicted model, not a curated record. Lineage: Eukaryota; Metazoa; Chordata; Actinopteri; Acipenseriformes; Polyodontidae. Gene Ontology annotation, biological process: de novo centriole assembly involved in multi-ciliated epithelial cell differentiation; centriole replication. The coding region runs from base 386 to 2278 and encodes 630 amino acids. Gene Ontology annotation, cellular component: centriole. The transcript has 15 exons.
CGCAGAGUCUGUAAACAAUGAUUUCACUUCGGUACAGUAUUUUUGAAAAACACAAACCCUUUCAUUGUAAAAGCUAUAGAAAAUAAAAAAAAAUAUUAACAAUUCACACUUUGGGUAUUUUAAAUAUAAGGUGCUGCAUGUUAACCCGAUAUAGUCCAGAACUAAUAUGCUGUAUUUAAGUCGGUGCCACAUCGUUAUUUUUUAAAUUUACUUAGACGAGAGCUGAAACAGGAUUCGAGUCGGCUUCCCUCCCAAAGUUGUUGCAGUACUGAAUUCAAAUGAAACUGGCAAGGUUUUGAGGAGUGGUGGACCGCUGGAGUGCGUGCAUUAUUUUUUCUAAAUACGAACGAGGGUUUUCCUGUGUGAAAUCAUAGGAGAGAGGUGGAUGGGAGCAGCUGCUAGUGAUAUAAACCUAUUGAAACAGACACUCAGUGUUCACCUCUGCCAGUGGCAUCGACUGGAAAUGGAGGCGUUUUUGGGAGGAAUACAUGACCAAGUGGGCAGGAGCUCCCUGACCUCCUGUCAAGCCGAGCUGCAGGAGCUCAUGAAGCAGAUCGACAUCAUGGUGGCUCACAAGAGGAGUGAAUGGGAGGCGCAGAGCCAGGCAGUGCAGGCCAGGCUGCAGGCUCGAGAGGAGGAGCUCCACACAGCCCGGGACCUGCUGGAGCACAGGCACAAGGAGGUAGGAAUGCUGCGGCACCAGGUGGAGGAGAUGCAGGAGAUGAAGCAGGAGCUUGUGUCAAAGUAUGAGGAACAGCUGCAGGGAAUGAAGGAGGAGCUGGCCAGGCUGAAGAGGAGCUAUGAGAAGCUGCAACGCAGACAGCUGAAGGAGGAGAGGGAGGGAGCCAGGAGCAGGGAGGAGGACCAAUCUGAAGUGAGCCGGCUCAACCGCAAGCUCGAGGAGUUCCGUGUGAAGUCUCUGGACUGGGAGCAGCAGCGAGCGCAGUACCAGGAGCAGGCGGCCCAGCUAGAGGCUCAGAGGAAGACCCUGGCUGAGCAGUACAAGCUCAUACAGGAACACAGUGAGCUGGCCAGCCUGUCGGAGGUGCAGAGUCUGUGGAGCCAGCUGGAGAGAACCCAGGACACCGCACAGUUCCGGGAGCUGGAGAUAGAGAGGCUGAGGCUGGGGCUGAGGCUGGGACUGGGGCUGGGGCUGGGGGAGCCAGGGCACUGCAGCCCAGGGAUGCUGAAAGAGGACAAAACUGAGCUCACUCAGGACUGGCUUGUCCAUGGCCCUGGAGCCCAGCAGGAGCAGCAGCAGCAGGGUCUGUGCUCUGAACUGGCCAGACUGAGGGAGGCCCUGCAGGACAAAGAGCAGCUCAUCAGGUCUCUGCAGUGCAGUGUGAGUGAGCAGGGUGGUGCACAGCUGGAGCGCGCUCUCGUUCAGAUCCAGACCAGCCGCUGCAGUAGGAGGAGUCUGCAGGCUGAGGUGGGCCGGCUUCAGGACAGCCUUGAGAAGACCCAGAGCCGGUGUGUGGAGCUGAGCACAGAGCUGAGCCGGAGGCAGCAGGAACUGAGGCAGGGAGAGGAGGAAAGGAACCACUGCCAGGGGGAGCUUAAGAAGCAGUGGGAGGCGCUGCAGCAAGCAGAGCAGACUCAUCGUUUGGAGGUAGAGGGGAUGAAGAGGGAGAUCACACAGCUGACCACUGAGCUGCACCAGAGAGACAUUACCAUAGCAACACUCAGCAGCUCCGCUUCCCACCUGGAGAGACAGCUACGCAGUGAGGUAGAGCAGGGGGAGAGAAGGGCAGCGGAGCUCAAGCAUAGAGAAAGCUCCCUGGCAGAGCUGCGGCAGAGCUACGUGUCCUCUUUCAGUGAGCUGCAGGAGGAGAACCAGCAUCUGAGGAGGGAGCUGGCAGCAGCGAGGGCCAGGCUGGAGAUGAGCACGCAUGCUAGGCAGGGCAGGAAUGGGCAGCAGGAGGAAGUGCAGGCCCUGCAAGCGAGGCACCAUUUAGAGGAGCUGAGCCAGCAGACUGCUCCCCCCGCAGCUCCCUGCUCCCUCAGCAGCAGAAGCAGCUCUCAAGACUCCCUCUCCUCCAGUUGCAUGAGCGCCCCUGCUGACUCCUCUGACAGCACCUCCGUGGAGUCAGUGAGGCUGCCUCUGGCCCCUCUCCCUGCCUCCCCGGCUGACACCGUGGCAACGCGCUUCCUACAGGAAGAGGACCGGCGUUCCCAGGAGUUGUUGCAGCGUCUCGACGCACACGUCCAGGAUCUGAGAGCAGAGAGCCAGGAGACAGUGCAAAAAUACCAGGAUGAGGGGGCACCUUCCUCCCCAUAGACACCUGCACACACCCCCCCUGACAGACAUCCAGGAACUGAGAGCAGAGCUACACCUAAAGCAAGAAUGAAGAGAUCCUCCACGCAACAAUAUGGGCGCUGGUGAUUGUCUCUACUUCUAUUAAUGGGUAUUAUAGUAAAAUGUAAUUGUUUUCUACAUUCAUUUCAGUAUUGUCGUAGUUUUCAGAUUAUGUUAAUACAAGGAAGGGAGAAUUAUUUGAUAUAAGUAGCUUUUCAUUUAUAUUUGUAGUUUCCAGGGUCUAACUGUGGAUAGAUGUAAUAAAAUGUUGUAAAAACAGCACCAUUUUGUUUAUUUAUAUUAUGUAUUGAUAUGGAUUCAUUUGUGUGUAAACAUGUUAUUGUCGCCUGUUUUCUAUAUACUGUUACUAAACUGCUCAGUAAAUAUAUAAAAAUAGUAAACUGCUUUUCCAAUUGCUGUUACCCUCUUGCACUGGAAUACAGAAAGCUGCCAGAAGUGCGUCACAGUGAGAUAUUUUCAAGGGGCAAUGGUUACAUUUUGUACUUUAUCGCAUGGAGAAAAUACUAAUAAAAAAAUGAAAUACAUGGUUACCUUGGACCACGUUUCCGCUGUCGUA